AUGUCUUCGCCCUAUGUCAGCGAUGGAGCCAUCUCGGAUGCCUCCGAGAGCAGCUACAUAUCCGUUCCAAUAUCUCUUCGUAGUCGCCCUGUCCUGACUCCAGGCUCCCCGGACCCAGGCUCAUCGGAUUCGCGCUCAGACUCGAGCUCUUCCGAGUGGGACUCAGAACACUUGAGGACGAAUCUCGACGCGUCUCAGCGAUCUAACCAUCAGACUCGCCCGCUCAUACUCACGAAGCACCUCCUGCUGAUCGAGGUGCCACAGCCUGUGUAUAUGCCAUCUCCAGGACUGCGGAGGCCGUUUCCGAGGGUCGAGCGUAUCGUUUUCUCCCUCCCUCACGAAGACCCGCGUAUCGGCGUUCAUAUGGCCAGUCUCCUCAACUCCGAUGAGGAAAUCAAAAACUCCCGCAAUCCGGUGUUCCUCGCAUCUGGGCUGCAUGAAAUCGAGUUCCGGAUUUUAUGGCCAGGAUAUCCAGGGGCUAGCUACCAUCGUAUUGUCAACCUGCGUGGGCGCAAGAAUCAGCCGAUUACACGGGAUCAACUUGCGCGGUACAUCGCUGCGUCCUAUCGCGAAUUUAUACAAGAGUGCGACGACGAGCCGGUCGAUGAAGAAAUGGCACACUGGACCUUCAAACCAGACGGACCUUUGUCAUUCGAGAACCUCUGGCUCAUUGCCCUCCGUCAUGUAGCAACAAACACAUACCAGGCCGAGAUCAGAUCGAACGAGGGCUAA
This is a messenger RNA of Fibroporia radiculosa, 732 nucleotides long. RefSeq lists its product as uncharacterized. The transcript has 3 exons. NCBI's taxonomy places the organism in Eukaryota, Fungi, Basidiomycota, Agaricomycetes, Polyporales, Fibroporiaceae. The record is from RefSeq and is a predicted model, not a curated record. The coding region runs from base 1 to 732 and encodes 243 amino acids.